CAGUCUUUCCGUUAUUAAUAACGGACACUGGCAGUAUCCCGGCACAAAAUCCCGGAAACAUCUCGUUCGUGAAAUUCAACGAAUCUCCGAAUGUAAUUUCGAAUCGUUGUGUCUUCGUUUUGGUGUACUUUCAAAUUCGUGGAAAGAGAGUGUGCCGUCUCGUGGAUUACACGUCGUAUCAUUUUAACGAGAAUUCGCGAAAACGGGCGUGCCUUGGACAAUCGGCGACGUCCCUGACGUGAAAAUACACAACGGCGAGAAGUGGUGGACAACGACAGCAAGACAUCGAUUGCGGUUAACAUUGCGACAAAAAGGACUAACAGUCCAUAGAGGCGAUAAAGCAGAAGAACAAAGAAAAGGGAAACGAGGAAAAUAGAACCGAACGGCAAUAGUAACAGCAGCAGUGGUAACAACGGUGACGGGAAGGGAAAAGUACAAGCUACAACGGUGGAGAGGAACGCGAUACAGCCGCGUGAUUUUGAACGCGAAUACAGACGUAACUGUCAACGGUCAGAUUUGAAAGUCUCGCAAAUUGCAGGGUCCUCGUAAGGCUUCCCUCGCUAGAAUCGUUGUAUUUUCGUCACGUCAACAUCGUUAACGUCGUGUCAUAUUGUCGCCGUCUUUGUCGUCGUCGUCGUCGUCGUCGUCGUCUACGUUGUCGUCGUGUUCGAUCCGGUGAAAAACCGGUCGUCUUAUAAUAUUAACCACGGUGUGAGAACGCGACUAAAUGACCAUGGACCUCCGCAUGUACAACAUCGAGACCGGCUACAGUAUAAAUAUCAAAAGGACGGACGGUCGUGUUCAUUCGGCAGUGGUUUCGGGUAUUAAUUGGGAACAACGCACCGUUACCGUAGAAUGGUUCGAGAGAGGAGAGACGAAAGGAAAAGAGGUCGAGAUAGAUGCGAUCAUCGCGUUGAAUCCCGACCUGACCAAUCAGAAAACCAUAGAAUCACCCGCUCAGAUGAACAAUCACACGUUGAUAUCUUCCAGGGCACGGGAUUCUUCGGACGAGGAAGACGAGGGGGUGGACGAGUCGGAAAACCAAGAGGAGGGCCCCCUUGGACGGCACAGCGGUCACACCUCCGUUUCACGCAGGGAGUAUCAGAACAGCAUCGAGUUCAGGCCGCUACGGGAGUCGGACGUGGUGGAGGAUCAUCAAAUCACCGUGUGCGUGAGGAAGCGCCCCCUGAACAAGAAGGAGAUAGCGCGGAAAGAGGUGGACGUGAUCAGCGUGCCCAGCAAGGAUCAGAUGGUGGUACACGAGCCGAAGGCCAAAGUCGAUCUCACCAAAUAUUUGGAGAAUCAAAUUUUCCGUUUCGACUACGCGUUCGACGAGACGUGCAACAACGAGAUCGUGUACAAGUACACGGCGAAGCCUCUGGUCCAGACCAUCUUCGAGGGCGGGAUGGCCACCUGCUUCGCGUACGGUCAAACGGGAAGCGGGAAGACCCAUACGAUGGGCGGUGAUUUCAACGGGAAAACUCAGGAUUGCAAGAAAGGUAUAUACGCGAUGGUCGCCAACGACGUGUUCAAAUGCCUCAAAUUGUCCAAAUAUCGCUCCCUCAAUCUCAUCAUUUCCGCGAGUUUCUUCGAGAUUUAUUCGGGCAAAGUGUUCGACUUAUUGGCGGACAAGGAAAAACUUCGCGUUUUGGAGGAUGGGAAACAACAGGUGCAGAUUGUCGGAUUGACGGAGAAGGUGGUGGAAUCGUGCGAGGAAGUAUUGAAAUUGAUACAGCACGGGAACAGCGCGAGGACCAGCGGGCAGACAAGCGCCAAUUCCAACUCGUCCCGGUCGCACGCCGUGUUUCAAAUCAUAGCCCGUACGCCGGCCACCCAUAAAGUUCAUGGAAAAUUCUCGUUGAUCGAUCUUGCCGGAAACGAGAGGGGAGCCGACACGUCAUCCGCCAACAGACAAACUCGAAUGGAAGGUGCAGAGAUCAACAAGUCACUGUUGGCUUUAAAAGAAUGCAUUCGAGCGUUGGGCCGCAAAGGAACGCAUUUACCGUUCAGGGCUAGCAAGUUGACGCAAGUGUUAAGGGACAGCUUCAUCGGUGAAAAAUCGAAAACUUGCAUGAUCGCCAUGAUCAGCCCGGGAAUGAGUUCCUGCGAGCAUUCGUUGAACACACUUAGAUACGCGGAUCGAGUGAAGGAGUUGGCCGCCACCGAUCCGACCGAAGUGAAAAUUUCCUCGACGGACGACGAACGGGAAUUAAAAAUCGAGGCACAGUCGAACAACGUGCUGUCUGACAGCGACUUGGCUCAACUACGAUCCCUUAACGAGAGCGAAAUAUCCCAAGAUCUUUACACGUUUCACGAGGCUGUAUCCGCGUUGCAAAUGCUUGAGGAGGAAGUCUUGGAUACGCACAAAAUGGUUAUGGAUCAAACGACCAGAUUUCUCAAUGAUGCACACAGUGUGUUCAGUGUGACUCACGAAGUAGACUAUGACCAAGAAGAAUAUGCCCAAAAGUGGGAACAGCUAUUGGUGCAGCAGCGCGAUAUCUUUAACGCCGCAAUUGAUCAAGUCAGUCAGUUUCGCGGACAAUUGUUGCAAGAAGAACAGAUCAGCCGGAAGAUGACGAACUCGUAACUCACGAUACGAUUAACGUAGAUUUGUUUACACGUACGCAUGAGAGAGAAAGGGAGAGAGUGGAAGAGGAAGAAAGAAAGAAAGAGAGAAAGAGGGUGAACGAGAAUAAACGAGUAUGAGCGAGGGAAAAAAUAUGAGAAAAAGGUAGGAGAAAGAACACGAGUUUUACGGUUUCACGACGAUUAUUAGGAUCAAGGACGACAAUGGACGACGACUGGUGGAUGGUGGGAACAACUUUCAUAGGUUUGCGGCGUACUAUCUUUAAUUCCAAAUAUGCGAUCACAAAGUAACCAGAACCGUUCCUUUUUUUUUCUUUCUUUCUUUCGUUCUUUCUUUCUCUCCUCCCUUUUCCACUCGAUUCGUUCUCGAUCGAUCCUUGACUCUAAAAACUCGAAGAUGAACAGAGACGACAGACGAUCAUCGUCCGCCCAUAUAUAUUUACCUUGCGAACCGUUUUCUACGUUUCUCCCCUCUUUUCGCCUAUUUUUCUUCCUCUCCCUUUCUCCUUUUUAUCCUUAUCGCUAGCUUUACUAUCUUACUAUCUUAUUUUUCCGUGGUGACACGCGCCACGCACCAAAAUCAUACUGUAUCACUAUCUUCACCUUACGUUUAAUCGAUCGUGUCCCGCGUGCUUCAUUUCACUCGUAAUCGCCUCGCAAUUAUCUCGUUCGAAUGUCGCGAAAAACGAUACGUCUCCCCCCUUCCUUCAAUAUACGCGGAUAUCAAUGGAUAUUAAUUAGAUCGAUGGAGAUGUAUACGUACGUAUACGAACGAAUAAAUGGCAAAGUCGAAUGAAUUCUAUUUAUCUUUAUUCUAUCUUCUCGAUCAUUUCUAUGUCUGUAUCUAGAGAAAGAGAAAAGAAACAAAACACGCGGUACAAAAUAUCCUUUAAGGAUCUUGCAGUUGUUUUCAAACGAACGUUUUCAUCAACUGGCCGAUCUAAAUUGCCAAAUCUAUCUGUCUUAAUUAUCUUAAUUUCAAAUGAAUAUGUGAAUGUACGCGUGCGAAUAUUACAUACUUUUUGUCGAAAAAGAAAAUGAAUAAAAAGAAGAGAAAUA
This is a messenger RNA of Apis dorsata (giant honeybee), 3645 nucleotides long. It is a transcript of the gene Klp10A, whose product is annotated as kinesin-like protein Klp10A. The coding region runs from base 728 to 2587 and encodes 619 amino acids. Gene Ontology annotation, molecular function: ATP binding; microtubule binding; microtubule motor activity. The transcript has 10 exons. Gene Ontology annotation, biological process: microtubule-based movement. Lineage: Eukaryota; Metazoa; Arthropoda; Insecta; Hymenoptera; Apidae. The record is from RefSeq and is a predicted model, not a curated record.